Molecule: messenger RNA, 1406 nt
Organism: Olea europaea var. sylvestris
Lineage: Eukaryota; Viridiplantae; Streptophyta; Magnoliopsida; Lamiales; Oleaceae
Product: GDSL esterase/lipase At3g48460-like
Exons: 2
Coding region: 87-1229 (380 amino acids)
Molecular function (GO): hydrolase activity, acting on ester bonds
Source: RefSeq, a predicted model, not a curated record
AUGGCAGUGUUUUGCACAUUCAGGCUUGUUUGUGACUUCUCGAAUUGAUCUUAGGUUUCUUUACAAAAUUCAAAUAUAGUCGAAAAAUGGCCACUGCCCAAAUCAGUCUAAUCACAAUCACAACCAUAUUGAUUUUCUCCUCGCAUUUUUCAACUGCAACCAAGACUGGAAUUCCCUCUAGGCCUUUCAAGAAAGUGUAUGCUUUUGGUGAUUCAUACACAGACACGGGCAAUACAUAUUCAUCCACUGGUCCUAGUUCAUUCACUUAUGUAUCAAACCCUCCAUAUGGCACCACAUUCUUCCACCACCCCACCAACCGAUACUCCGAUGGACGGCUCAUGAUCGACUUCGUGGUUCAGGCUCUUUCGUUGCCGUUCUUACCUCCAUACCGGGACCCAAAAUCCGAUAAAUCUUAUGGUGUCAACUUUGCUGUUGCUGGAUCCACUGCUAUACUACAUAGUUUCUUUGUGAAAAACAACAUUACACUCGAUAUUACUCCUCAGUCACUCCAAACUCAACUCAUUUGGUUCAACAAGUUCUUGGAAAGUAAAGGGUGUAAUGGUUCAACAAGAAGCCAAGAGUGCAAGGAAGCGUUAACUGAUGCACUGUUUUGGGUGGGUGAAAUUGGAGCAAAUGACUAUGCUUAUACCAGCUUUGGAAGUUCUGUCUCCCGUACAACUAUUCAAAAGCUUGCCAUCUAUAGCGUUACCAGUUUUCUUCAGGCAUUGCUGAAUAAGGGUGCAAAAUACAUUAUUGUUCAAGGCCUGCCACCUACAGGGUGCCUAACACUGUCCAUGUCACUGGCUCCUACAGAUGACAGAGAUGAUAUGGGGUGUGUUGGAAGUUUAAACAAGCAAAGUUACCUUCACAACACAAUCUUCCAAGCCAAGUUGAAUGAUCUCAGAAAAAAGUUCCCACAAGCAGUUAUUGUUUAUGCAGACUUCUGGAAUGCUUACGCGAAUAUCGUAAAAAGUGCAAAGAACUAUCGCUUCAGGGAGCUUUUCAAAGUCUGCUGUGGGUCGGGUGGUGGAACGUACAACUUUGACGCCUCCAGUACAUGCGGCUCGCCAGCGUCGACUGCCUGCACCAACCCUUCUCAGUACAUUAAUUGGGAUGGAGUUCAUCUUACUGAAGCCAUGUACAAAGUGUUGGCACACUCAUUUCUCAAUGGGACAUUUUGUCAUCCAACUUUUGGUUAUUUACUAGAGAAGAAACUACAAUCAGGCUGAUUAUGGAUUCUCCGUAGAAUGGCUCAAAUAAUGGCGUCAGUAACUAAUAGUAUUAUAUUGUGAUGCUUUAUGAGAUUGUUGUGUUUAGAGUAGUAACAGUUUUUAAAUAAUUCUCUUUACCUCGUGUCUGUUGCAAAGUAUUUGAUUUUGAAAUGCUGAAAUUCCUUUACUAGUCGA